Molecule: messenger RNA, 1551 nt
Organism: Rotaria socialis
Lineage: Eukaryota; Metazoa; Rotifera; Eurotatoria; Philodinida; Philodinidae
Source: the annotation of a GenBank genome assembly
AUGUUUGGCUUUUACGGACAUCAACCAUUAUCACCUGGCCUAUCUUCAUACGAUAUGGAGACAAUCGACGAAAUCUCAUCUCCAUCACAGCUUCCCAUUGACGAUGAACUCUCAACAUCGAAUCGACUGAGUGUAACAGCAUUACACAACUCAAUUCUACUUCGCUUUAAGAAAAAACGCAAACGUAAACUUGAACCGGAUACAGUAUCACUUCGUUCGCUAGAAGACAUUGUUGACGAUCAUUUUCAACGUAAAAAACGUUUGUCUUUACCACGUUUAUCAUCUGUAUCUGAAUUGAUAAGUCCAAUGUGCGAUCGUGUUAUAAAUAUGUUACAAACUACGAAGCAAUCGUCAUCUUCAAAUCUUCUUAAUCUUCUCAAUAACCACAAUCAUGGAUAUCAUAUAAAACGAAAGCCAUCAUCAACAUCAUCAAAAAAAUCAUCACCUAAUACAGCGAAAAAAUUUCGUGCUGCUUGGUCGGAAACUUAUGAUGGCGAAAAACUAAAACAAACUAUGACAGCAACAGAGAUCGAACGACAAAAUGUUCUCUAUGAGUUAUUCUCUGAAGAACAGCAAAUGAUUGAAAAUUUAGGUUUAGCACAACGAGUCUAUCGAAAUGGUAUGAAAACAUUAAAUAUUCUUACGGAUUCGGAGUUAAAACAAAUAUUUGGACCAUUGGAAGAUAUUUUACCUUUACAUGAAGAUCUACUGUAUCGUUUAAAGCCAAGAGGAAACUGUUCAAUUGAUGCUGUUGGUCAAAUCUAUCUUGAAUGGUUUCAACGCAUUCGCUCAUCUUAUGUAUCCUAUUGUUCCAAUCUCAUUAAUGCAAAAGAAUUGCUCGAUGCUAAACGUUGCGAAGAAAAUGGUCGCGUUGACGACUAUCUUAAGCGCUGUACUGAUUCUGGCUUUAGUCGAAAACUUGAUCUAUGGGAUUUUCUUGAUCAACCACGAAGUCGUCUAAUGAAAUAUCCAAUACUGUUCAAACGUAUUCAUAAACGAACAAAGGAUGGCCAUGAAGAUAAACGAAUAUUGCUCGACACGAUCAAUAUUGUUGAAGAACUAAUCAAUGAUGUUAGUCAAGCAACAUCGGCUCAAAUUUGCUCGAAUGUUAUCGCAAAGCUUGUCUAUACAAACGAUGAACAAAAGCAUCCAUUGAUUGAAAGACAAACUCAUCUUGUUUGUCAAGGUGAAUUAAAAAAUAAUCGUGGUCAAAAAUUAUUUGUAUUUUUAUUUGAUGAAAUACUUUUAUUUACACGUAUUGCAACUCGCAAUGGUUUUAAGUCUUAUCAAUUAAUAAAUUAUCCUAUUCUUGUUGAAUCUUUACAUAUUGAAGAUAUUGAAGAUGGCGUUAAAAUACCUGAAUUAUCUUCAGGAAGUUUUUCACGAACAUUGUCUGGGUCAAAACCAGCUCGAAAUAUGUUUCGUUGUUCAUCACUAGCAGUAUCAGAUACUAAUAAUAAUCGAAAUACUUCAAUUUUAUUACAAGCACGUGAUAUGUACGAUAAGCAACAAUGGUUAAGUGCUUUUCGAUCAAUUAUGAUAAUGAAAUGA